This is a messenger RNA of Aspergillus luchuensis, 1578 nucleotides long. Its product is annotated as glycosyltransferase family 69 protein. Lineage: Eukaryota; Fungi; Ascomycota; Eurotiomycetes; Eurotiales; Aspergillaceae. The transcript has a single exon. The coding region runs from base 1 to 1578 and encodes 525 amino acids. The record is from RefSeq and is a predicted model, not a curated record.
AUGGGACGUUUUACGAGGGGCUCGUACGAGCCCGUCGCUCGCACUUCGUUCGACGAUGCCGAAGAGAUUGAACUGGCGAGGGAUGAUUCGAUAGAUGGGUAUCCCACGCGCGCUCGAGUCUCCCGCGUCGGACGUCUCUUAGCCCUUCUGUUCCAGACAUCCCGAGCAGCUAAAUGGCGCAUACGACGACGUUAUUCUCCCGAGACCUUCACAGUCCGUAGGAUAGUUUCCAUUCUGUUCUGCGUCCUGGUUGGCCUAAUUGUUACAACCUUUGCAUUAUUCCCGUCCUAUACUCACUUGCCUCCUCACUACCAUGCCUUGCAAUCAGCCGUCCAAGGCUCCACAACCCCAGGCCGGGGAAAUCCACAUAACUCUACCGUUUUUAUCGCGGUCAGCCUCUAUGACAAGACCGGGGCUCUGGCGGGUGGCGCGUGGGGCCAGAGUCUUCUAGAUCUGAUCGACAUGAUCGGGCCGGACCGUGUCUUCCUGAGCAUCUAUGAAAAUGACAGCGAUGCAACUGGCGAGCAGGCAUUGUCGGCGCUGAGCGAUCGAGUCCCUUGUAACAAAUCCAUUGUUUACGACAAACAUUUUAACUUCACGGGCUUUCCCACCGUUACGCUACCCGAUGGAUCCAGCCACGUGCGCCGCGUGGCCUACCUCGCAGAGGUCCGCAACCGGGCCUUGCGUCCCUUGGAUGAUCUAAACCACCGGUUCGACCGCCUCCUCUUCUUGAACGACGUCUACUUCGAUCCCCUGGAUGCCCUGCAGCUUCUUUUCUCGACACAUACCCGCGACGGCCGCCCGGACUAUCGAGCCGCAUGUGCGGUCGACUUUAUCAACCCGUUCAAGUUCUACGAUACCUUUGCCACGCGCGACCUUGAGGGCUACGGCAUGGGGCUUCCAUUCUUUCCAUGGUUCACCACUGCGGGUAAAGCCCAGAGUCGCUCGGAUGUACUGCAGGGAACCGAUGCAGUCAGGGUGCGUAGUUGCUGGGGAGGAAUGGUUGCCUUCGAUGCUGGGUUCUUCCAGCGCGACAUCCCAGCAGCAACAGACACGGAUCAGCCAACAUAUUACCGCGGACGUCGCGUGCCUGUGCAAUUUCGCGGUGAGGAAGAUCCGUUCUGGGAAUCGUCUGAAUGUUGUUUGAUACACGCGGAUAUUCAAAGCUGGCCCUCUUCAUCCUCCAUAGGUGCGGCCAAGGCUGAGAGGGACGGCGAGGAAGAUUCAGGCAUCUAUAUGAACCCCUUCAUUCGCGUGGCCUACCACUCUCGCUCUUUCAGUUGGCUCAGGAUUACUCGUCGGGUAGAGAGACUUUAUUCUGUCGCCCAUUGGCUUUCCAGCACUGCGGUUGGUCUUCCGGUUUAUAAUCCGCGUCGAGCAGAGGUUCCCGGCGAAGAAGUGCAAGAGACGGUCUGGGUAGGGGAUAAUUCGAAAGAAGGCGGGUCCUUCUCGCAAGUGACACGGAUUGCUAAUUAUGAUGGAUUCUGCGGGAGAUGGGACCUACAGGUCCUUUCUCGUCGGGAAGAGACUGGCGAAGGGGGUUGGGUCUCUGUCCCUGUCCCGGCGUUGCCGUCUUGA